Topomyia yanbarensis is the source of this 2568-nucleotide messenger RNA. Its product is annotated as calpain-7-like. NCBI's taxonomy places the organism in Eukaryota, Metazoa, Arthropoda, Insecta, Diptera, Culicidae. The record is from RefSeq and is a predicted model, not a curated record. Bases 245 to 2410 code for a protein of 721 amino acids. Gene Ontology annotation, biological process: proteolysis. Gene Ontology annotation, molecular function: calcium-dependent cysteine-type endopeptidase activity. The transcript is spliced from 5 exons.
CAUAAAGAAGAAAAUCACCAAAAACAAACAUAACCGACAAUCAGAACAAUAACAGAAGGAAUAUGCUAUCUAUGCAAACGAAACAAACAACUUUCGCAAGCUGACUCAUCCAGCAUGUGAAAUACGAGCACAAAUUUAAAUUCAUUCGAGUCAUUAUUUCGGGAACUCCACAUGCUGCGAACGCGAUUGUGAAACCGAUAUCAUCUGUGUUCUAUCCGAGUGUUGAUCCUUAACAGGCUGUGGAAUGUCGUCCGAAUCGGAUUGUCGGUCGAUUCUUUCCCGGGCACUGGAUGCUGACGAAGCUGGCCAGAAGGAACUGGCUAUCGAGUUGUAUGGAAAGGCGGUAGAAACUAUUCUGUCUAUCGAGGAUCGAGGAAAGCGGGAGAAGUUAAAUAAAUUCGCUAAACAAGCGCUGGAACGGGCCGAGGAGCUGAAGGGCAUCAAGUAUGUGCCGCCUGCGGAUGUCACGGUAUCUCGUGGAACAACUACUGCUCAUCCAGUGCGAAGUAGUGCUAGCAGAGCUAGCCCAUUGCAAAGCCCCAAACUGGAAGUAAGUGGGACUCGCAUUGCAUACACCAGUGAGGAGAAGAAAGUGCUGGAGCACACGUCUCACAUUAACUCGAAAAUUUACGUGCCAUUUAUGGACAUUGAUUUGAUGGAAAAGUUCAUAUUUCCGAUUCCAUUUUCCGACAAGGAUGGUUUUCUGGAGCUGGCACCGAAGCAGAAGCGAGAUUUUGUCCAAUGGAUACGGGUUAGCGAUCUCUGCGAGAAACCGCUGCUUAUUGCCGGUGAUCACGCGGAUUUUUACAGCAUUCGACAGACGGUGGUUUCGGAUUGUAGUUUUGUUGCGUCGCUGGCUGUGGCUUCCCUGUACGAGAAGAAGUUCAACCGUAGGAUUCUAACGUCGAUUAUAUAUCCGAGAAACAGCCGAGAUGAACCGAUUUAUAAUCCUAGCGGGAAGUACUCGGUUCGGAUGCAUGUCAAUGGGAUUCCGAGGAAGGUGGUGAUUGAUGACUAUUUGCCACUGGGGAGGCAUAAUCAGUUGCUUUGCUCUUACUCGAGUAAUAAGAGCGAAUUUUGGGUUUCCUUGCUUGAAAAGGCUUAUAUGAAGCUUAUGGGUGGUUAUGAUUUUCCUGGUUCUAAUAGUAACAUCGAUCUGCAUGCGUUGACAGGAUGGAUCCCGGAGCGAGCAUCAAUUCGUCCAAAAGAUUCGGAUUUUAACGCCGAUGCAGUUUUCAAUCGCCUUAAGGAAGGUCUCGCCGCUGGGCGGUGUCUGGUAACUGCUGCUACCGGAGAUCUAUCUGAUGCAGAGGCCGAACGAACUGGAUUAGUCUCUACUCAUGCCUAUGCAGUUCUUAGCAUGCGAGAGAUCGAUGGGGUAAAGUUACUUCAGUUGAAAAAUCCUUGGUCUCACCUACGGUGGCGCGGAAACUAUUCCGAGCUCGAUGCUGUUCAUUGGACUCCGGAAAUGCAGGAAUUGUUGGAUUAUGAUCCCAAACUAGCGGCGAACUAUGAUAAUGGCGUGUUUUGGAUUGAUUACAACUCGAUUUUGAACUUUUUUGACGUGUUCUAUUUGAACUGGGACCCGGCACUGUUUCAGUAUACUUACAGCAUACAUCAGUCGUGGAACGCGGGAGUUGGACCGAUGAAGGAUGCGUACAAUGUCGGUGAUAAUCCCCAGUUCAGCUUGACUGUGCCAGCGGGUAAAGGCUCCGUUUGGAUUCUGUUAACACGGCACAUUACCACGAUUGAAGAUUUUCGCGAGAAUCGAGAAUACAUCACAGUUUUGGUGUAUACAAACAACGGCAAGAGAGUUUACUAUCCUUCGGAUCCUCCCCCUUACAUCGAUGGCGUACGAAUUAACAGCCCGCACUAUUUGUGUAAAAUUCGACUAGAUCAAAGUUCCGUUCGGAAGUACACUCUUGUGAUAUCACAAUACGAAAAAACGGCAACAAUCUAUUAUACGUUGCGGGCUUAUUGUCGAGAUAAGUUCGAUUUGAGAAAAAUCGACAAUCAAUUUCAGACGGUGGAGAAUAUCAAUGGCGAAUGGAAAGGACGCUCGGCUGGUGGUUGUCCGAACCACCCGCUUACGUACAAAAACAACCCCCUGUACAGACUGCAUGUGGGCCCGAAAGACACCAGUCAGCUGGUAGCCGAGCUUCGGGGUCCCAAAGUUUACCAAGUUGGGCUGGAACUGACAGUCGUCUCGCUGGAGGAUACAGAAGUGACGGCACCGUUCAUAUCGCAAACCACCGGAAGCUACCGGUCCGGUUUCUGUGUACUAGAUUUGGAAAACAUUCCAGCGGGAGUAUAUCAGUUGCGUCCGUCCACGUUUCUACCUGACCAGGAAUCGCCGUUUUUCCUCAAGUUGAAAUGUACAACGAAUUUGGUUGUGGAGAAAUUGAAUUGAUAAGAGGCGAUAUGUACUAUAAGGUUCGCUGCGCGGGCAAAUGUUAUUCGUUUAGGAAUGCUUGCAAAGUUAUUUCUCAAUCAUUUGUUUUGUUUUAUCAUAUGUAAUGCCUAUAUUUAUAAAAUUGAGAAUAUAAUUAUGUUCACUUUUAAUUCAUA